Culex pipiens pallens (northern house mosquito) is the source of this 2969-nucleotide messenger RNA. RefSeq lists its product as uncharacterized. Bases 1 to 702 code for a protein of 233 amino acids. The record is from RefSeq and is a predicted model, not a curated record. The transcript is spliced from 4 exons. NCBI's taxonomy places the organism in Eukaryota, Metazoa, Arthropoda, Insecta, Diptera, Culicidae.
AUGUUUAAUGUAAAGUACGUCAAGCCUAAGAAAGAGCCGAAUAUCAGCUGGCUGGUAAGAAACGGAAAUCUUUCUCUUUUGCAAAACCGGAACCAAGGCGCCGACGGACGUGAACCGUGCAAUGCCGAAUACAGGAAAGAUCGAGAAAGCCUCGUUGACGAUCUAGUUGCGCUAUUAGCAAGUCUUCCAGCCGAAAUUCCUUCCGAAUCGUCAUCAGUGGAAAUUCCGUCGGAACUGUCAGCAGUCGCAUCUCCGUCAACGUCGAAAAAAAAAGAUGACGACGACGACGAGAACAAUGUUGGCGAUGGGUCAUCUCGGUCCGAGGCGAGCGAGAGUGGAGUGGAAUAUGCAGCCGACGACAAAUAUGAAGAUGCGGUGGACGAUAACAACGGGACUGUUUUGCAGGAGGAGAACAACUCACAGCCGAUGCUGCCGCUCGGUGGUGAAUCUGCCGGAACGGUUCAGCGGCCGAAAACGGCCGACGACGACGGCAACGGCAUAGGUGAACGUGGCGAUGCAGACGACGGCAAAGAUGAAGAUGCGGUGGACGAUAACAACAGGAUUGUUUUGCAGGAGGAGAACAACACACAGCCGAUGCUGCUGCUCGGUGGUGAAUCUGCCGGAACGGUUCAGCGGCCGAAAACGGCCGACGGCGACGGCAUAGGUGAACGUGGCUGUAGCUAUCUUGAAGAGCUCUUGUAGAACUCCUGGGAAAAAAUGUUACUUGGGGAAAUACGUAUCUGUCAAGAUAUUAAAAGGAACAACUCGUCUCUUUGUAUUCACAGUAAUGCAUUCUGCUUAAACGCUCAACCAAACCACAAUUGCAGGAGUAGGUAAAUUUCCAGUUGAUGCUCCUAGUUUUUAUUCGCUUUAAUUUUGCUCACAGCCGAUGCUGCUGCUCGGUGGUGAAUCCGCCGGAUCGGUUCAGCGGCCGACGACGACGACUACAAUGUUGGCGAUGAGUCAUCUCGGUCCGAGGCGAGCGAGAGUGGAGUGGAAGAUAAAGACGACGACGAUGGUGAUGCGUCGGUCGAUAGCGACUGGAUUGAUUUGCAGGAGGAUGCGAAAGCGGCAGGCACAAGCUUCAGUUUCAACAUUAAAAAAGAAAAGACUGUUCAAUGUGAAGUUUGUUACAUAGUUUUUGAAAAUAACAAUUAGCUGUACAUAGGACGAAAUGUUGAUAAAUUCGAUUCUAUUGCAACUUUGAAAACUGCGAUCGAUCAUUUUCCAAUAGAUCCAAUCGUUUUUUUUUUUGUAUUAUGUAAAAUUUAACGAAAACAAAAAUUUAGGCGAACAAAAAAAUAUUGUUUUUUAAACAUUUGUACCCGCCUAAAAAUUGUAAAGUAAAAAUAGAAACUCAAAUAUAAAAUAAUUCGGUAAUUCGGUAAUUUCGGAAUACACUUUUCCGGCAGCAGCUGAAGAUUCAUGCAGUCCCACGUCGCAUGUUCGGGUGUAGACCUACGGAAGACCUUGCCGCGAGGAUAGGUGAGUAAGACUAUACGAGCCACCUACGGCAUAAUUCCUCGGGCUCCCCAGGUCAACCAUAAGCUACCCCAGGUUCCCCGUGCAGGACACAUUGGGGGUAGAAAGCGGAUAGAAUAAGCAAAAGAUCAAAGCAGGCCACGAAGCAUACUUUUAAAGUGGUUUGUAUCUGCAAAGGAAUUUGUAUUAACAAAAGGAUCAAACAUAAAAAGGUGAUACUAAUUAAUACUUCCCUGCGACCUUGGAGGUCUCUCGGUUGGACAUCUAGCCGUGAACACCAAGCUAGAAACUCAAAUAUAAAAUAAUUAUCGCAAAAUUAAAAAAAAAAAUCUAUAAUUCAAUCUCAGCAUAAAUAAAAAUAACUUAAGCUCAAUACAAACAAUUUAAUUUGUAAACAACAAAAGGUCUAAACUUUAAUUGAAAAUUAAAUGAAAACAACCAAGAGUGGCACGCUACCAACAUAAAUAAAAUAAUUAGUUUUGCUAAAACAGUAAAGCAUCAUAUUUUUUCGGAUUGGUUUGUAGACAAAGAAAUACAUUGCCAUUUAAAUUAUCUACAAGUUUUAUUUUUUAUUCUCUUCACUUGCUGAGUUUUCGUUUAAAUUAUAUAUUUAAAAAACAAAAGAAUGAAAAAAAGAUCUUUCGAUAAUACAAUUUCGAACAUGUGUGUCUCUGUGUGUGUAUUUUUACUUCAUUUUGUGUUGUUGUGUUUUCUGCCUUACACGCUAAAUUAAAUUACAAAUUCAUCUGGAUUUCAGUUUUCUUUAUUUUUCUUCGCGUAUUUUUUGUUUUUGUUUUUUUUUGUAUUUCUCUUUUUUCAUAUAAAUAAUUUAUCUAAAAAACACUUUAAAUAAAGUCUCUGCCUUUUUUUAUCUCUUGUUUUCAUUUUGCUCCACACAUUAUUUUUUCGAAACGUUGUAUUUUUUCCUCUCUCUCGCACAAACAUUCACAAUUUCUAGUCUUUCUUUUCAAUUGCGUGUUUCUGAGUGUGGGUGCGCGCGGCGACGCGUUGUUGGCGGAACGUAAGAACAUACAUACAUUCUAUAUUUACAGGGGGAAAUUUACACGACUGCUCCGCCAAACCCCUACUCGCACACGCCCACACACACUUUACGACCUUAAAUAUUGACCAACUUGCUUCCAGAGACCGGUUAGAAGCUGGCUUCUCUUUUAAAUGUGAUUCCCGUAUCCGUUUAUUUUUACCUUUUUUUGUUUGUUUUAAACUGAAUGCAUCACACUACGGUUUUACGGGGGGUUUGCUUACGGACUAACGCUUACACUUAAAACGGGUUUUACAUUGUUUUAUGCUUAUGUUUUUUGCUUUGCGAAUUUAUUUUACACACCCCAUUUAAUACACCGAAUCUCUCGCAUUCCGUUCUUCUCUCAAUGCAUUGUUCAAUAAAUUAAAUAUUUUCUCAAUUUCAGUUGAUUAUUUUGACGUUCCUCUCUCUCUCUUUUCACAGUAAUUAAAUAUUGUUUUUUCGAUUA